AUGGAACAGGUUGCGGGAGAGCUCUCAAGGAGAGGCGAGGCCUUCCUUGCCUUGUUCAGCGAUGCUGAGGAGCGCGAGGCGCAGGCAGCCGUGGGCGCCGGCCCCAGCGCGUACAGCGAUCACCAGCAGGGCGGGGCGUUGGAUGCCGAUGCGCAAGACUGCGACGAGCAGGGCAUGAAAGAGGUGAAAAAGGUGCCCAGACGGGCUGAAAAACACCGAGGAGGAAAGAAAUCCAAAGCAAAGACUGCAUCUUCAACAGAGCAACUGCCGUGGCAAGGGGGCCUAGAGAGCAGUGAAAAACUGGACCGGGCCAGUGCAUUGGCUGCUGAGAGGAGGAACUUCAUGUCAGGAAAAACAGAAAAAAUUCAUUCUUCAACGCCAGCGCCCGAGGUGAACGAGCCCAGGAAGGGACAAAUAGAGCUCCCUGAGGCAGUGUCUUUGAAGCAGCAAAUAGAGAAGCUGGAGUAUGAGGUGUACACUUAUGGUGCAAAGAGCUUGACGAAAAAGGAGCGAAAACGGUUCAAAGAAGAGCAGUGGACGAAGUUGGGCGGAAAGCCCAAAAAACGGGAGAAGAUUCCAGUGAAGGCUGGAAUAAAUCUGUUGAGAAAGCGUGAGAACGAAAGGAGGGAGAAAUUAGCCCAGGGUGUUCCAUUGAGCGGUGUGGAUCGAAGGAAACCCAAGAAAAGGAGAACCCGAUGA
This is a messenger RNA of Ostreobium quekettii, 699 nucleotides long. The record is from the annotation of a GenBank genome assembly. NCBI's taxonomy places the organism in Eukaryota, Viridiplantae, Chlorophyta, Ulvophyceae, Bryopsidales, Ostreobiaceae.